CGUGACUUGGAGGUUAAAAGCCGUUUAUUCCGGUCGGCUAUUUUGACCGUCAAAGCUUAGACCGGACACAGUUUCGCCACGUAACUUCUCCGACCAUUAUCGUAGUAGACGCACACCAGGAGAGCCGACCGCCUCAGUCAACGCUAUUCUCUUCUAUUUAAUUCCAGUUCCCAGACUCCGCACGCCAAUACUGAAUCCAGAGUCACCAUCAGUAUCAGAGUGUUCAUCACAGAGAUGGCGCAGAUUUCCGGACCUUCAAUCGAUCCAAGAACUGGGUUUUGCGAAUCUAAUUCUGUAUUCUACAGUAAGAGGAAGCCCAUAGCACUCCCACCAAACCAAUCCCUGGACAUCACCACGUUCAUAUCAUCCCGAGCUCACCAUGGCAAGACCGCUUUUAUUGACGCCGCCACAGGCCGUCACCUCAGCUUCUCUGAGCUCUGGAGAGCCGUUGAUUCCGUUGCGUCGUGUCUCUCCGAGAUGGGCAUCCGAAAGGGAAACGUCAUCCUCCUCCUAUCUCCCAACUCCAUUUUCUUCCCCGUCGUCUGCCUUUCCGUUAUGUCACUCGGCGCCGUUAUCACCACCACCAACCCUCUAAACACCCCCCGGGAAAUCGCCAAGCAGAUCUCCGAUUCGAAACCCGUCCUCGCCUUUACGACUCGACAACUCGUCCCAAAACUCGCCGAUUCAAAGCUUCCCAUCGUUCUCCUCGAUGAGGAGCUUGCCAUUCCCUCCAUUGAGGCUAAAAUUAUAACGACCUUGGGUAAAAUGAUGAAGAGGCAACCGAGUGGAAGCCGGGUGAGGGACCGAGUCGACCAGGAAGACACGGCCACUCUGCUUUACUCGUCAGGUACAACCGGCGCCAGCAAGGGAGUCGUAUCAUCCCAUCGGAACCUGAUCUCCAUGGUACAAACAAUCUUAGGGCGAUUCUUUUUAGAAGACGGAGAGCACAUAUUCUUAUGUACGGUGCCGAUGUUCCACAUAUACGGUCUGGUGGCGUUUGCAAUGGGCAUACUGGCAUCAGGAUCAACGGUGGUGGUUCUGUCUAAGUUCGAGAUGCACGAGAUGUUAUCGUCGAUUGAAAAGUACCGGGCGACGUACCUGCCACUUGUGCCGCCGAUACUGGUAGCAAUGAUGAAUGGGAGGAAUCAGAUAAAGGGCAAAUACGAUCUUAGUUCGCUGCAAACGGUAUUGUCCGGCGGGGCACCUCUGAGCAAGGAGGUGAUAGAGGGUUUUCUUGAGGCGUAUCCGACGGUGAAGAUUCUUCAGGGGUACGGGUUGACGGAGUCAACGGGAAUCGGAGCAUCAACGGACUCGCUGGAGGAGAGCCGGAGAUACGGAACAGCGGGGAUGUUGUCGCCAAGCAUGGAAGCGAAGAUUGUGGACCCACAAAGUGGCGCUGCCCUGCCCGUGAACCGAACCGGUGAGCUAUGGCUCAGGGGUCCCUCUAUCAUGAAAGGUUAUUUCAGCAAUGAAGAAGCAACGACUUCGACUAUUGAUUCAGAAGGAUGGUUGAGAACUGGAGAUGUCUGCUACAUUGAUGACGAUGGCUUCCUUUUUGUGGUGGACAGGCUGAAGGAAUUGAUUAAAUACAAGGGCUACCAGGUCCCUCCUGCUGAGCUAGAGGCCUUGUUACUUUCUCAUCCAGAAAUUGCAGAUGCUGCUGUUAUACCUUUUCCUGAUAAGGACGUUGGACAGUAUCCUAUGGCAUAUGUGGUGAGAAAGGGUGGCAGCAAUUUAUCAGAGAGCAAUAUAAUGGAUUUCGUAGCAAAACAGGUAGCUCCAUACAAGAGAAUUCGGAAGGUGGCAUUUGUUGCUUCGAUACCGAAGAAUCCAUCUGGCAAGAUUCUGAGGAAGGAUCUCAUAAAACUUGCAACCUCCAAACUCUGAAUGAUUCAGCCAAUUUUCUGGUGUAAUGUGAAAACUGGUUUACUAUUUGUCUAUAUAUUGCUUGGGGACAUUAGGUGAAUAAGAGGUAACCAUGUUUAUGUGGGUUUCUCAAGGGAAAACAACAGAGUGAACAGAGUCCUUACUUGGAUAGUUGGAUAUGCAUAAAAUGUGCAGUGCUCUGUAUCUGUUUGUAAAACGAGCACUCUCUUACCUAGCUAUAGUAAUGAAAAUUUUGUGGUGUGUGCGCCAAUCAGACAUUUGAUUAUCCUAUCUAUUAAUUUCUUAGCAAAAUUUUGAUAAUAAAGAGAGCUAGAAGCUUGGUGGUUUAAAAA
This is a messenger RNA of Carica papaya (papaya), 2219 nucleotides long. RefSeq names its product putative CoA ligase CCL5. The record is from RefSeq and is a predicted model, not a curated record. Lineage: Eukaryota; Viridiplantae; Streptophyta; Magnoliopsida; Brassicales; Caricaceae. Gene Ontology annotation, molecular function: CoA-ligase activity. Gene Ontology annotation, cellular component: peroxisome.